Messenger RNA from Funneliformis caledonium, 391 nucleotides. The record is from the annotation of a GenBank genome assembly. NCBI's taxonomy places the organism in Eukaryota, Fungi, Glomeromycota, Glomeromycetes, Glomerales, Glomeraceae.
UUGUAUAUCACUUAUCGAACUUGUUAAUGAGGAACUUAUACUAGCUUCUGGAAGUAAAUCAGAACUUUUGCUUGACCUAGGAUUAAUAGACGAUGAUUCUCUUGCAGAUGUGGAAAGUUCUGCAGAUAAUUUGACUAAUCAAACAGCUGGGAACAAUACUGAUAAUGCACAAAUUCAGUUAUCAAGGGAAUCAUCUUCCAAAAUUUCUCGCAAACAGGGCAAGGUACAAGGUUUGUUGCAAGAAUUGUCUAUACCCAGAGAACCUGAAGAAGAAAAUGAUAGUGAAGAGGGUGGAGAAUCUAUUUCACAAAAUUUGGCGCGAUUAUAUAAAAAAGCAAGUCUUGCGGAAAAACGUGUCAUGAAGGCCAACCAAGAUGAAAUUUUGUGUUAG